Messenger RNA from Copidosoma floridanum, 1798 nucleotides. RefSeq names its product epidermal growth factor-like protein slowdown (gene slow). Gene Ontology annotation, cellular component: cell surface; extracellular region. Gene Ontology annotation, molecular function: calcium ion binding; signaling receptor binding. The record is from RefSeq and is a predicted model, not a curated record. Gene Ontology annotation, biological process: anatomical structure development. NCBI's taxonomy places the organism in Eukaryota, Metazoa, Arthropoda, Insecta, Hymenoptera, Encyrtidae.
CUCUCUUUCCUCUAUGUAUUAUACUCCCUCCUGUAGGUUCUCUCCUCGUGUGUGCGCGGUAAACACACAUCGGGUCAACGACACCCCGCGGAGCGAUAAAGAGCGACGUGGGUGAGGGGGGAGGGCCGCGAAGAAGCCAUGGAUCAUGUGACAGUGACGAGAGGCGUGCACGAGUAAACGAGGAAUCGUGUGGACCGAAAGAAAAAAAAGUACAGAGCCGUACGUAAGGUAACACCGAAGAGGAGGCCGAAAUCUAAGGGGCAUGGCUCCGUAUCAUAGCUAUGUCCUCGUGCUAUUGGUCGCGACGCUCCUCGCUCGGGACAUUCGUGGUAACGAUACAACCCCCGCGAGUUAUCCCAACGACCACCCAAGCCAUCUGCAUCGCGCGCCUCCACAUCACCACGGCCACCACAGGUAUCCGAAUUCUCCUAGCUGGACAUCGUCGGGGCGGCACAACGCGCACGGGGUCCAGUACCCGCACGGCCGACACAACCACGAGUCAUCGUUGCGCCGGGACCCGCUGAUCGGCUUCCGUAACCUCGUGCGCUACUCGUCAACGACACCGGCCGCUCUCACGAUACCACCCUCGAGAUUUAGCUUUCCGCCCCUACCUGGGAGCACGACGACAACGAGGUCUACAACUCCAGCGAGCACCACGUCGAGGAACGGAGUGAGGCCACUGGGGUACCAGCGCUCCAGUGCUCUAGCUUUGGAGCCGAGCGCGAGCAGAAGCGUGGCUUACAGCUCCGUGGUGCGUCCCGAUGCCCAGCACGUUCGGCCGCAGCAACAGAACCUCGGGCCGAUCUACCCGAACGUGGUUACCACGACUACGAGCGUCUACAGCAAGUACCAUCCCGGGAGGAGAGUGUGCUCCACGACUUCCUCUCUGGCACAUCACAGGAGCCGGCAAGCCAGGCUGGUCUACGCGGAUCUGCCGUCCGGAUUCCUCUGCUGCCCCGGCUGGAUGCAGGUCACGCGAUUGAGCUUCGGCUGCAACAAACCUGUGUGUUCGCUACCCUGCCAGAACGGCGGAGUCUGCUCGGCACCCGGCAAAUGCACCUGUCCCAAGGGAUACUCCGGCAUCUACUGCCAAACGGACGUGGACGAGUGCGUAACUGAAAAACCAUGCGACCAGACCUGUAGAAACGUACCUGGCAGCUACGAGUGUUACUGCAGAAGUGGGUUCGAAUUGCAACCCGAUCGCCACUCGUGUCGAAAGAAUGAUAGCGACGGCACGGCACUGGAGGCGCGAGACUUGGAGGAGGAUUUCGAGGAGGAAACGACAACGACGACCACGAAACGGCCGAUACUGCGCGAUACGGAGAACGAGGUUGCCGAAGAAGUGGAGGAGAGCAGUUACGAGGAGCUGCUCAGGAGACUUGUCAAGCUAGAAAAGCAAUUUGCCAAGGGGAAGAAAAAGGAGAUGGAUACUAGUGAAAUUACCGCCAGGAUAGCCUCAGCCAUCGAUAGUGUUAAUGAAAUCCGAAGGAGUAUUCAAAAUAUGCAAGCGAUGCAGCAAGAACUCUACGAUUUGCGAAACAAAAUCAAAUUGUAUGAGUUCGAGACGAGGAAAAUUCAACACUUGAGCAACAGAGUGAUUGAUCUUGAAAACCGACUAAGAUUGCGAUGUAGAACUGGUAUAUAUGGUAGUACCUACAUUAGUUAAAUUUAGAUUAUAGUGAUAUUGCUAUAGAAACAAGUAUUUUCGUCAUACGAACAAAAGAUGCGAUCGAUGAAUUGUGAAAAAGAUAUACAUAUUUUAUGAAAUAUGAUUCAAAUGUUGUUGAAACAACGCCAU